CUCGAAUCAUUAGAUUUUGGCUACAGCGCACCCUCAUCCUUUAACACGAGCCCUGCCCAGCAAUGGUGGGGUCCCUCAACGCCUCUUUCUCAUAGUUAUGCAUCCUCUAGCGACCUCAUGACGAGCAAAGGAGAAGAGCAUUCGGACAUUGCUUCUCUCACGCAGGCGUCCUUUUCAACGGGCACAGAAGACCUCGCGACUCAGGGCUUGUUGAUCCAAUGCGAUCCUUCCUCUGAUGCAUCGGGCGACUUUCUCGGUCAGGGCAUGUCGAUGGGUGCCACAUACUAUGUGACAACCUCACCACCGCCUGCGCCAGUUGUCGUUGCUAGUUCGGGAAGUCGCACGCCGCAGACUCAGCAGCGAUCACCUCGAACGCCAGCGCUGUCACCAUCCGCACCAGCCCGCGUUCGCAAAAACCCGCGUCAACCGAAACGCAAGCAGAACGCUCCAACCCCGACUCCUCCAAUGCCUUCAACUGGAUUCGUCAACUUUACCCCAAGCGACAGCAGGAAGAUACUGACGGGCGUCGCUCCCUCUGGUAGCUCCAAGACCAAAGCGCGCCGGGCAAAGGAAGCAGAGGCUCGCCGGCGACACCUCAGCGAGGCGGCGAUCCGUGCGGUAGAACAAGCCGGCGGAAACCUUGAGCUUCUUCAGAAUUUCGUCGAGUGCCUCGACGAAUAAAGCUCCCAAGUCGCAGCUUACAUUGCGCAAUUGUUCUGGGCGCUUUUUAAACAUUAAUAUUACCUUUUUUUUUUCUCUCUUCUUUUAUCGUUCGAUUCCCCGACUGAAAGUCAUAAUGCGCACUACUUUUGGUUUAUCAAGGCAUAUUUAUUUUUGCUCUGCUCAUUGCGUUUUGAUGUGUUCCAUUCAGCCUCGUUUACAGUCUCUACAUUUCUUCAUGUUUUUCGCCUAAGCAAGGGCGUUACAGUA
This is a messenger RNA of Xylona heveae TC161, 930 nucleotides long. RefSeq lists its product as hypothetical. The transcript has a single exon. NCBI's taxonomy places the organism in Eukaryota, Fungi, Ascomycota, Xylonomycetes, Xylonales, Xylonaceae. The record is from RefSeq and is a predicted model, not a curated record. The coding region runs from base 118 to 681 and encodes 187 amino acids.